AUCCCCCCACAAUUGAGCCAAACACCCCGGCCGUGGUGUGGACCAAGCCGCGUCUGCAGCUGCUGGACACGGGCGAAACAUUAAUACAAGAAGGCUGAGGUGACCAAAAGACAUCCCCAAUCGACAACCCCCCAUCCUCCCCCCCCACUUGCCCUCCUGCUGCCAUCCGCCCGAAGUUGGAAAAUACUCGUGCCAGCGAGUUGCCCGCCUAGGUACUUGUCGAGACAACCUGUUCAUCCGAUUUACGGCAUUUGCCAAACAAACGCGGGUUAGCUGUACUGUUGUACCCUGCCCGGCCCCUGGCCAUCCUCGGCCUUCCCCCGCCAUACUCCAGUUGCUGGCGCUGGCCCCUUGACGCGCCCGCGUGUGGCCCACGACGCAUCACGAGCAGCCCUCUCGUACCCGACCUUUAUAUCCCAUUCUCUCCAUCCCGGAAUCACCUUUCUGAUCCUGCUGUGUUCCCCCCGACACGCCCCCGUCGGACCCAAACCCCUCACAACAAUGAAUGUACCAGCAGCCUCGUCACCAAAGAGGCGCGUCCUCGGCCCUCUGGACGUGAACAGGUCCUCACCAGCACCACCCAUGGCGACAGGGGCCAAAUUUGCCGGCGCGGCGGCGUCGGCCUCGCCCCUGAAGCUCUCUGCCACGUCGCGUCCGACGCUGCCCACCGAGCAGGAGCAGCCACGGAAGCGGCCCUUCGCGUCAAUGGCCGGUACCGCCGCCGCCUCCCACCAACAACAACCAGUCAAGAAAGCCUGCAUGGAUCCCGAAGUCAAGGACGAGACCCCCACUUCUUCGGACGAGUCGACGCAACAAGAGCAGCCGGAGUCGAUUGAGCGCGAUGCCGAUACGAGGCAACGAUCCCCGUCUCCCGCCGAGUCCUCCGUGUUCGACAUGUCUGGUGUUGACACGACCCAGGCCACGGCACUAACAGAGCCUGACGUCGAGGACCCUGCCGCCACUUUACCAUACCCGGCACCAGCAACGUCCGCCCCAGCGCCGGCCCGACGCCCCCAGUCGCGGACAGAGGCCACUAGACAGAAGGCAGAAAUGAUCCGCCUACGACUGUCCCUGGCGGCGUACAAGGUACGGACUGGACAGACAGACGUGCCUCUCGAGCGGCUGCAGAUGAUCCGUCCCGCUUCGGCCGGCCUCUCCGGCUCAAGACCGUCAUCCGCCGCUGAGACAGCGGCGGUGCGGGCACCACACAGAUGCUCGAUUGCUUCGACAUUGUCCAGCGACAGCAGACAUGACGGUGUCUCGCCCCGCCCCGCUAUCGCCCGCGUGCAUCCUCCUCCAUUUGUCUUCAGCGUGCCUAGCGAGACGGCCCCGGCAACGCGAAGAGCCUCGGGCGACAACCAGGAGGUUCGUCGUGACCCUCCUGCGCAAGAGUCGAGGCAAGAGCAGCAGCAGGAUGAGAAGAUGCCGGCUCACCCGGGCCCCAGACUUGGUACCUUCCCUGCACCCCAGCCUCCCCGCAUACCCUCGCUGGCGGCACCGCCGCCAAUCAUGAUUCCCAGCGGUCCUGGGAGCGAGGCCGCCGCCGGCCUCAUCAGGAGUCCCCUGCGUGGGCCUGCGGCCGAUGGGCUAUUAGAGCUUAUGAAAUCUAGCCAGUAACGGCUUAUUUUUCGAUAUAGUUGGCUUUUUGGUAUACAUCCAGGAAGGGUAAUAGAAGUCAGGGUCUUGCUAUAACCGCUUAGCAAAGCAAAGAAAUGUUUUUGAUGGGUUCCUGUGGCUUGACUGAUCAACUUUAUCGCUCAUGUCUGACAAAGAUUUGCGGCACCGAUGCUGAUGGGAGAAUCGAGGUGCCCCGGGGGAGGGUAGAAUAAAACGGAUGGGUGGGAGAAAAUACGGUCGUCUUGGUGAAGAUGUCUCAAAAGCGUUGGUUGUCGGACCGGAGUUUCGGGGGGGCAUAUCUGCUAGGCCAAUCUAUGGUUUCGAGGGCAUGUGAUCUGGUACGUCAGGCGCUUUGUGUCUGAGUAUAUGGAGGAAAUCUUUGCGAAUAUCUGAAAAGUCGCUGGUUGUUGGUUUUUUUUUUGCUUUUUUUGUGGAAGAUAUGCAUGGACGUUUGGCCCGUUGUCGGAACGCACGUAUCGAGGACGGGUAUGACUAAUUCGCGGGAACAAGCGAAAGGAGGGGGUGGUGGGUACAGGUAGGCUCGAUUCAAUCGGUGGCGGGGCUUGAACCGAUUUGAAGAUGGGCGUCGGGAUGAUCCAAGUUGGGUUCCAUUAUCCAAAACAUAUAGAAAUCGAAUAAUCCCCGG
Molecule: messenger RNA, 2263 nt
Organism: Gaeumannomyces tritici R3-111a-1
Lineage: Eukaryota; Fungi; Ascomycota; Sordariomycetes; Magnaporthales; Magnaporthaceae
Exons: 3
Coding region: 502-1617 (371 amino acids)
Source: RefSeq, a predicted model, not a curated record